Molecule: messenger RNA, 1081 nt
Organism: Helianthus annuus (common sunflower)
Lineage: Eukaryota; Viridiplantae; Streptophyta; Magnoliopsida; Asterales; Asteraceae
Product: 2-phytyl-1,4-beta-naphthoquinone methyltransferase, chloroplastic
Exons: 7
Coding region: 68-841 (257 amino acids)
Biological process (GO): phylloquinone biosynthetic process
Molecular function (GO): 2-phytyl-1,4-naphthoquinone methyltransferase activity
Source: RefSeq, a predicted model, not a curated record
UUUCAGUUACACCUAAUCCCCUGAAAACAAACAUUAUCCACCUAUACGAAAACCUCACCAUGUAACAAUGACAUCACUGCUUCAAUUCUCAUUCUCACCGGUUGCCGGACACCCGAGACGACGACGGCAGCAGCAGCGAAUUGUCGCCUCCGCCGACCGCCAAGCGCUUUUUAGCCGCAUCGCUCCUGUUUACGAUAACUUGAAUGACGUGUUGAGUUUGGGCCAACAUAGGAUUUGGAAGCGAAUGGCUGUUGAUUGGAGUGGGGCAAAAGAAGGGAGUAAUGUAUUGGAUUUGUGUUGUGGAAGUGGGGAUUUGGCAUUUCUUUUGUCUCCAAAGGUUGGAGUUGAUGGUCAGGUUACUGGCCUUGACUUUUCAAGAGAACAACUAGUCGUAGCUUCAUCUCGGCAGAAGAUGCAGUCAAAAGCCUGCUACCGCAACCUUAAGUGGGUAGAAGGUGAUGCACUUGAUUUGCCAUUUUCUGAUUGUUAUUUUGAUGCAAUUACGAUGGGCUAUGGGCUAAGAAAUGUAAUCGACAAAUAUAAGGCAUUGAAGGAGGUGUAUCGAGUUUUAAAACCAGGGUCGAAAGCAUCAAUCCUUGAUUUUAACAAAAGCACCGAUGAACUUAGGACAUCUAUUCAGGGUUGGAUGAUAGACAAUAUCGUUGUGCCUGUAGCAGCUGGUUAUGGUCUUGCAGAGGAAUAUCGAUACCUAAAGAGCUCAAUUCAAGAAUUUUUAACAGGUGAGGAGUUAGAGCAUCUCGCUUUGAAAGCAGGAUUUUCAAGUGCUAAACAUUUUGAAGUCGGGGGAGGACUCAUGGGAAACUUGGUUGCUACACGAUAAAGAAGCCCGCAAUAAUAAUUUGUACGAGGAGCAAAUAAUGGUUUUCAUCACAAAAUAAUUAAUAGGUCAAUUUGAUCAAACGGGUUGACAAGUAUUCAAAGACAUGCGUAUGUGUUACAAGUAUACAAUCCCAUAUCUUAUAAAUUAUAAUGUACAAAUCGUACGUAUGUGUUACAACUUACAAGUAUUCAAAGACAUGUUGACUACUUUUAAGAAAUCAAAAGCUUGUACUUUGUGUAA